UUCCUUCCUGCAGUUAUUAAACAAACAAGCAAAAGCUACUAGAAGCGAUCUGCUGCGAGGUGAAGCAGUGCUACAGAACUGAGAAGACAGACGGACGGAGGUGCAGAGGGAGAGGCACAAAGCCCGCUGCCCUUUCCGGAUUCCAGUCCGUUGCUGAAGCUCAGACUUACAAAGGCUGACUUAAAGAAGAGCGGCGCUUCGUUCGUUUUUGACAGAGCUUGUCUCAAAGAUCGGAGGUGACUGAGCUGGCUUAGUAUCAACACUUGAAUGCUGAGGCAUAGCGACUAAGUCUUAAGACAGCUAUAGUGGAAGUCUCCUCUACCUACAGAGUAUUGUCACUCAACGGUUUGUAGAGCCAUGCUGGGAGUUUCAAGAACACAGACCAACAAAGAUCAAGACUAAAUGGAAACUCUUCAGGAUCUUUACAACAAAGUACUAUGGCUAUUCAUGCCUUAAACAACUUAAUUAUAAUGAACACCAACAAUCUGAAAAGUGGCAGCACACAACCUCGAACUGGGAGACCAGUCUUACCUGUGCCAGUCAGAUUGAGUGGAAGAUUGCAAAGCCCUAGUAGCCCUACCUGUUCUAUGCAGCGGUCUAUGUUUGUGUUUCCAGAUGGCACUAAUAGCGAGAAUAGCAGCUCUCCUGUGAGACAACAAGAGACACUGGCAGUGGAAUGUUUGAGCUCCACAAGAAGGUUUAAAAGCCCUGUUAGGACAAAGGUAAGGGAGAACACACAAUCUCCCAGUCCUGGACCUUUUGAAGAGCUAAGCUUAAAACUUGGUCUUUCAGAUGAGAAACAAAUCAAGAGGACUGUGCAGCUUCCACAGAUACACAGGGAACUGCAAAAUGUGGAGGUUAAUAAAAAGGUUGAUUUAUUUGAGGCCCAGAUUUCAAAUCUACGUACCCAAGUUCAAAACUCUGAAAUAAUACGCAGUCCCAGGAUUGGACGCAAAUCCUCUAAUACUCAAAACUCUGAACUAUGUCAGCCAGACUCCCCUUUACAAUCUAACUAUGCUAUUCCACCCGAAUUACGUAAUGGUAAAGAGGUAGAAACUUUCAGUUUUGAUGAAAGUAAAUUGAACAGUAGGAAAAAGGAAGAAGAAAGACCACAAAUCAAUAUCUUAAAGCAUGUGACUAAAUCAGAUACCUCAAACAGCAUACUUUCCUUGGGGGGUUCGUCCAGAACCUACCAGUCAUUGGGCGUGCAAGUUCCAGUUGCCAAACAAGACCAGGAAGCUAGUCAGUCAUCGCUUACUAGCAGCAAAGAAAAUUGUUUGGAACAGGGCAGCAUUCCCUUUGUUAUCAUUACAGAUCAUGGAGUGGAAGAACCUGGAGAUGGAACUGAUUUGCCUCCCAUUGGACAGAUUUUAAGAAAACUCUCCUCUUCUUCGGCUUCUUCAACAGGAUUUUCUUCCUCAUGGGAAGAAUCAGAGGAUGAUGUUUCAAGUGAUCCAGAUCGAACUGAUUCACCUUCACGUAAAUUCCUGGAAACGAAUCAGCAAGGAUACCACAGAGCAAGCAGAUCAUGGAAAAAGAUCAAGAAUAUGAUGCACUGGUCACCAUUUGUAACUUUCUUCAAAAAGAAAUAUCCUUGGAUUCAAUUGGCUGGGCAUGCAGGCAGCUUCAAGGCUGGAGUUAAUGGCAUGAUUCUGAAGAAACACUGUGAAUGUGAGCAGCGCUGCCUUGGCAGGCUGAUGAAUGACGUUCUACGACCUUUUGUCCCUGCCUAUCAUGGCGAUGUGGAGAAAGAUGGCGAGAAGUAUAACCAAAUGGAUGACUUACUAGCUGAAUUUGAGCUCCCAUGUGUCAUGGACUGCAAAAUGGGAGUCAGGACAUAUUUGGAGGAGGAGUUAACUAAAGCUCGCAAGAAACCAAGCUUGCGAAAGGACAUGUAUCAAAAGAUGAUUGAGGUGGACCCAAUGGCCCCAACCAAAGAGGAGAAAGAACAGCAGGCCGUUACCAAGCCUCGCUACAUGCAGUGGAGAGAGACAAUCAGCUCUACAUCAACAUUGGGUUUUCGAAUUGAAGGCAUCAAGAAAGAAGAUGGCACAGUAAACCGGGACUUUAAAAAGACAAAAAGCAAACAGCAAGUUAUUGAAGCCUUUAGAGAUUUUGUCAAUGGAAACCAAAAUAUACUGAUUAGUUAUGUUAACCGUUUAAAGGAUAUAAGAUCAGCGCUGGAGAUUUCUCCUUUUUUCAAAUCUCAUGAGGUGAUAGGCAGUUCCCUACUCUUUGUCCAUGACAAACGAGAACAAGCCAAAGUGUGGAUGAUUGACUUUGGAAAGACAACCCCAUUGCCAGAUGGGCAAGUGUUAAGUCACCGUGUUGCCUGGCAAGAGGGAAACAGAGAAGAUGGCUAUCUUUGGGGACUCGACAAUCUCAUUGAGAUUUUAGCAGGGAUGGUGGAAAGUGAUGACCUGUAAACUGCAACCUACUGGCAUCAGGAGCUAAAGCCUGCACUACAAAGUGAAACGCAUGAAAAAAGCUAUAUGUUCUCUACAUUGUGUAGAUUACUUUACAUUAUAUCUUCAUAACAGUUUAUUAAAAUUUUAAACUUUUUUAACGAUCUUAUAAGGUCUAGACCCACACUAUUCAGAGUAAUUAUAUUUACUUCCAGAUUUAAGGCCAUUCCUUGUUGGUAUUGCCUUCAGUGCAUCUGUGAGGGAGCAUCAUCACUUGUCCAACUGCAUCCUAUUGAUGCCCCUCAUGUCGACAUAUAAUGACCAUUCUCUAAUUUGGAAAUUGACAAUGCUACCAUCAUUUUUGUAAAACUGAGGAGCUCCAUGAAUAAUAAGGAUAGUUACUAGUUUAAUAGAACAGGAUGUAUUCUUUUCGUACUGUUACUUUCUAUACAGCAGAAUAUUUUUGUAAUAGCUUGGAUGAGGAGUAACAACUUUACUGAUGCAUAAUGACUGGGACCAAUAUGCUUAUUUGCAUGUAAGUUUACACAUGUAUGGGCGCAAAGUUUGGUUUUGAUUGGGACUGAACAUAUUAGUUAGCUUUUAUAUUUUAUGUUUAUGAUAUUUAACAACUUUUAAUGCAAAUUUCCCUUCAGUCCUUUUUGUGAAAAAUUCUGCCCAAUUUUUAUAAUUAACAGAUUAUCAUUUUACUGUGGCCGGACUGAGAUUCAGGCUUAAAAUAUAUGCCAUUCAAAGCAGUCAUCAUUUAUUAUUUUCCUCUCUCCAUUUGCCAUGUAACACAUGACUGCACUCAGAUUUAAGGAGCCAUUUCACAUUUAUAACUGUGAGAGCAUGUCAUCAUUUUUAUUCACUACAAAUCUAUCUUCUGACUGUGAAACUUCAACUUAACCAACUCGUUUUAUUUUUUUAUCAAGCACUCAUACAAGCACAAAUAUGUGAAUUUUUUUAUGAAAAUGGAGAAUGUAGAAGCUUCAUUUUAUACCAUAAGAGUAGGAGGUGCAGAAAUUAGCACCCUGCAUUCAAUUUCCAGAGCCAGUGCACUCUGUGUGAAGUGUCUGCAUGAGUCUUCCUCUGAAUACUCCAAUUUUACUUCCACAUCCCAGAGUUAUGCCAGUUAGGUUGACUGGCCAUUCAAAACUGGCCCAGUGUGUGUGAAUAAGCUCAGUGAUGGCCAUAUGCCUCAAUCAGGGUUAGCUCCUUCUGUGUGCCUGAUAGAGCCAGGCUAGGCUCCGUCACCCCCGUUACCCUGGAUUAGAUUAAGCAGGUUUCAGAUUACAGUUUACAAUACAAUACAGUUUAUUUUUGUAUAGCCCAAAAUCACACAGGAAGUGCCUAUGUAAUGUUAUCACAGAAGGCAAACUUAUACAAGCAGCAAAUAUCAGAGUAUGUCCUUUGUUUGGUAAAAUGUUAAAUGAUGUUUUUCCAACGUAAUCAAAUAGUAAGAGCAAACACUUUGUUUCUUAUGACUAAAACUGUAAAGCUCUGCUCCAUUUAGACUAUUUUUAGUCAUUAAAAAGUGAAAGUGAAUAUAAUCAUAGGAAGGAAAAAGAGUGUGCUCUUGUAGUUAAUAUUGGACAAUAGCAUGGUGAGUGAUGGUCAAUGCCUAAGCCUGAAGUAGAACAUUUUCUCUGCUAUUGUUUCCUGUUGGAUGGUUGAACAUUGGCAUUUACAAUUCAAGAGCUGCCAUGAAGUCAAACAUGGAGUAAAAUAUUGUGAGGUGUGAUAUUUAUAUUUGCUCUUUGAAAAAUAAGAAUAUUCUCUGGCUAAUUCAUUACUUUAUGUAUCACACAUUCCAUCUGCUAACUGGGUGUCAUAAAUAUUGACAAAUACUAUAUGGUCAAAGUAAAAUACCAAAUAACAUUUAAUAAAAAUAUUAUAUCUUAGUGCACAGUACAUAUGCCAAUGUACUUAUAUAUAGGGGUCGUCACAGUGGUUGCCAAACAGUUCCGGAGACCUGAUUUUGAAUUUCUGUUUGAAAACUGUUCGCUGUAGCUUUUCUGCAGGUACUCCAGUAUUCCUCCCACACCCCAACAACAUGACUAUUAAGCUAAUUGACGGUUCUAAACUGUUCCCAUGGAUGUGAACUCUUCAAUAGACCAAUGCCCCAUCCAGGACUGUCUCUUCCUUUGUGCCCAGUAAUGCUGGGAGAAUUUCUAUUCCAUGUGGCUGUAAAUUGAAUUAUCUGGGUUUGAUAAUGAAUUAGUGAGUGGAUAUAUUUCUACAAAGUUUUAAAUGACAUUUCCUUUCAUUAUUACUCUCAUGGUUCCAAAUGAGCAUUCCAAGUAUUAGAUGUUUACACAUAAUAAUAAUGACUCUAUGUACCCAAAAUAUCUUUUUGUUUAUUUUUUUUAUAUAUAUCUAUGUUUAAAAGACUUAGAGACAUUAAUUUUGGGACAGUCACUGUCAAUCCCAGAAUAUGAAAAUAAAUAUAUUUCUGAAGUAAUAUAAACCAGUAAAGCUAAAAGUACAAGUCAUAUGAAGCAAUACAAUGUAUAAAAUAAUGAGCAGUUAUGAAAUUUAAUAACUGAAGGCAGAGCAGCACUGGGUGCUUUUUUAUUUAUGUCUUGGUUAUGUUUCAUAGUGGGUCCAACUUUUGUGUUGAGUGUUUCAGAUCUAAAUGGAAUAUAAUGGUGCAUUUUGUGUGACUUCUGAUGCACUUUUUGAAGAAAUAUUAGAGAUUAAGAGCAGUACUCAAUCUCUAAUUCAUUUUCCCUUACUAGAAGGAAUUUAUUGUAUGGUUGAUGUAUUUAUUAUUUUUCAUACAAGAACACUAAACAUACCAAAAUGCAUGCUUUAUUGCUUUUUGAACCUGUAUGUAGAAGCUUACAUGUCAGAUAAAUUCUUUUACGUAGCUGUAAGUAAAGACUAAGCAUAACUUAAAAUGGCUAAAUACAGUAUAUUUUUAAUGAAGAGAUUGUAGAUUAUGAUUUCAUUUGAAACAAAUAAAUAUUUUAAAAAGUCA
Molecule: messenger RNA, 5385 nt
Organism: Erpetoichthys calabaricus (reedfish)
Lineage: Eukaryota; Metazoa; Chordata; Cladistia; Polypteriformes; Polypteridae
Product: inositol-trisphosphate 3-kinase B-like
Exons: 8
Coding region: 438-2426 (662 amino acids)
Biological process (GO): inositol phosphate biosynthetic process
Cellular component (GO): cytoplasm; nucleus
Molecular function (GO): inositol tetrakisphosphate kinase activity; inositol-1,4,5-trisphosphate 3-kinase activity
Source: RefSeq, a predicted model, not a curated record